Molecule: messenger RNA, 1091 nt
Organism: Paramecium pentaurelia
Lineage: Eukaryota; Ciliophora; Oligohymenophorea; Peniculida; Parameciidae
Source: the annotation of a GenBank genome assembly
AUGGCAAAUGAAACUUUUCGAAUUACUCCUACAGGAACUUGUAGGAUUCCAUUUAGCUUUAUGGGAAGUUAACAAUAAGAAAUAAAUUUAGAGUAAAUUAGUAUAGUAUUAAAUUAGAGUUAUAAAAGAGAAACCAACUAGGGAAUAAACUCAAAGAGAUUUUAUAGGAUAGGCAUUGUCUCCUAAUGCUUCAACAAUAAAAAGAAGUUAUAAUAAUGAAACAGAUAUAGAAUUAUAAAAUAACCCAUUUUAUAUGACUCCUGUUGAUUAUGAUUGUUCUAAUAGUUUAUAUAAAACUCCAUAAUAAGCAAACAGAUAGAAUCCUAAAUUUAAUCCACGGAUUACAUUUAAAAAUAGAACAAAUUCACAUAGAUAAUAAGAUUCAUUAAAUGAAUAAAGUACAUCAGUUAAAAAAAUAAAUGGUUAAGAGUUUUAAGAGGUUUAAGUAAAAGUAUUUGAGGAGAGACAAUGUAAAUUUUGUAAUGAAUAAGAUUGGUCUGCACAUUUAAUUAGACCUUGCUUAUGUAAAGGAACACAAUAAUAUGCUCAUUAAAAAUGUGUAUAGAAUGAAAUUGAAGCUAAUUAUAUGGAUUUCAAUAGAAGAUAAUUUAUUAAAAGAUUAUAAUGUGAUUUUUGUAGAUUCUAAUAUGUAAUUAAAACAUACAAAGAAUACAGUUUAAUAAAAUCCUUAAAAGAUCCUUUAAAAUUUAAUAAAUUAUUUUGGUUGAUGUCUUCAGGUGUUAUUUUGGCAAGUAUAAUAAUAGCAACAAUAGUUCUAAUUUCAUUAAAUAUUGAAUCAAUGAGAUCAUAAAUUGAAUCUUUUAUUAUUACAAUUAUUGGAUGUUUGGUUUGUAUAAUAUUAGUCAUAAUUUUGAUAUUCAAUAUUUUUGAACUGAUUGUAAUAGUAAUUAUAUAAAUCUAAAUUUUAGUUCGAAUGGAAAGUAAUGGAUAAAGAUCAUUAAAAUAUAGAAGAUCAUGGAUUAAGAAUGAGUUAAGAUGAAUUAAAUUUAAUGUUGGAAUUGGCAAGAUAAAAAUUGGAUAAACAGAUAUCCUAGAUCUAUCCAUAAUAACAUAGUCAAAUUCCUUAUUGA